Molecule: messenger RNA, 372 nt
Organism: Hevea brasiliensis (rubber tree)
Lineage: Eukaryota; Viridiplantae; Streptophyta; Magnoliopsida; Malpighiales; Euphorbiaceae
Exons: 5
Coding region: 1-372 (123 amino acids)
Biological process (GO): dephosphorylation
Molecular function (GO): phosphatase activity
Source: RefSeq, a predicted model, not a curated record
AUGACUCAACUUGAGGGAGAAAGCCUCAAUUCCUUCAAGUCCAAAAGCCACAGAGUAGCUGGGGUUAAAGUGGCUUCUUUUGGGUAUCUGAAAUCGGCAAUCUACGACAGAGAAGAGAGAAAACAGCAAUACCAAGCUCACAUUGGAGGCCUCAAUGCCUACGAUCGGCACAAGAAAUUCUUGAACGAUUAUGUUAGCUUCUAUGGGAAAGAAAAGUCUUCAAAUGUGAAAUUGCCAGUUAAAACGGAUCGGGACAUCCUAAGAGAAGGAUAUAGGUUCAUACGUACUGAGGAAGAUGAUAUGGAUACAUCUUGGGAGCAAAGGCUGGUGAAGCGCUACUAUGAUAAGCUUUUUAAAGGUAUCCUUAGUUAG